AGUGGGGACAUGCAACGCUUCGCUACGCCACGCCACUUGGCAAUGUUUCGAAAUCGACGAGAAUGGCAAAACAACUAAAAAGGAGACUUUAAUGUCAAUCAACAUGGCGCUAUUGGAUUGGUUUUCUGAUUUAACAACGACCUCUAAGAUGAUUCCUUCACUAUGUGCUACAUAGUCGAAAGCAAGUAGCUUAACACGAAGACGAGGAAAUUGUGGACAAGCAGAAGGAAGUACAGAAGCUUCACUGAAAGCGCGCACUCUGUCUGUGGAUGGCUCAAAAUGUACGAACGCUAUAAUGAUGAGUGCUUCAAACUUUUGAAAGGCAUGGGAGGACAUUUCAAAUCAGAUGGAGUGCCCAGAAUUCCAAAUACCCAGAGGGUUUCAGCCCUAUACCUCUCUGCGAACAGUGCCUCGGCUGAUGAGAAGAUCACAUUCCUGCACGAGGCCACAAAGCAGAUAGUGAACCUGUUGAACAAUCCAAAUGUGACAGACACUUGGGAUAAGACAAAACUGGACAACCUGCUCAACGUUCUCUACCAGCAGUCUACCAACCUUGGGCAUUGUGCUACACAAGUGCCGACAAGAAUGUCUAAAUACAGAAAACCACUGAAGAAACACUUCCGUAACCUGAGAAAGUUCCUGAACAAAAUGAAAUACAGCACGCAGUCAUGGGAGCAGGUCAGGGAAGAAGUUGAACGUCAUCUACGCAGACUUCUGUUCCUAGUCCACACCAUGUCCUAGGAGGACUGAGGAGGCGACGGCACACACUGGAUUUAGAAUUUUCAUUUGAUUUGGGGACACUUAACUCCCCACACGACGACAUGGUGGUGGUCCAUCACGGUUGACAAUGAAUAUUCACUGUUGACGCCUUGUAUCAUUCCGAACAUUCGACCGAGCCAUCAAUGGACAAUUAGCUUAUAUGGUUCUUAGACCAUGCCUUGAGAGCAAACUAUUUAUUGUAUUUAUUUUAUAUUAUUAUUUUAUAAUGUUUAUUUAUUGACUGAAAGCUGUAUUUAUUUUUUGUACUUGAGAAAUGCCUGUUUAAUGUAGAUCAUUAAACUCUUUAUGAUGUGA
Sardina pilchardus (European sardine) is the source of this 1074-nucleotide messenger RNA. RefSeq names its product interferon phi 1 (gene ifnphi1). Gene Ontology annotation, molecular function: cytokine receptor binding. The record is from RefSeq and is a predicted model, not a curated record. NCBI's taxonomy places the organism in Eukaryota, Metazoa, Chordata, Actinopteri, Clupeiformes, Clupeidae. The transcript is spliced from 6 exons. Gene Ontology annotation, biological process: defense response. The coding region runs from base 280 to 741 and encodes 153 amino acids. Gene Ontology annotation, cellular component: extracellular region.